Messenger RNA from Dimorphilus gyrociliatus, 2506 nucleotides. The record is from the annotation of a GenBank genome assembly. NCBI's taxonomy places the organism in Eukaryota, Metazoa, Annelida, Polychaeta, Dinophilidae.
AAUGAAACUCUUGACGCCAUCAACUUCGAAGCAGGUAGAACCUGCUUUUUUACCCCCUGAUUUUAAUGCUUCGUCGGGAGAAGGUUCCCUUUCCUUAUCGGAAAGCGAUAACGAUAUACCUGAAAAGAAAUGGAAAAUUUCGCCUGAAAAAUGGAUAUGUGCAAAGUCAUCUAAAGUAAAACAUUCAAAUCUAAACAGCAUAAUAACCGAAAAAUUAGAGCUCUUAAUUUUACUACAAAGGAUGUCAAAAGACUCAAUGACAGAAGAAAAUAAUGAUUGUAUAAAAAAUCUAGAAUUAGAGACUAAACAGGUAUCAACGGAUACUAAAUGUGUUUAUUGCGAUGACGAAGAGCACGGAGAGCAUGGUUCUAAAAAAAAUACAAAAUGUAUAAAUUUGUCAGAGGAUUCAACAGAUUCCGGAUAUGCCUGGGUGAUAUUGGUCUCAGCAUUUUUUUUAGAGGUGCUAACAGGUUGUUCUUUAACCUCGUUUGGAAUAAUGAUGGUUGAUAUAAUAGAUUCUACUGAACAAAGAGCUAGUAACAUAGCAUUUAUAGGAGCUUUGUUAUCUUCAUUUUUAGGUCUCAGUGGAGUGCUGCUGGGUCCAAUUGUGCACAGAUUUGGAUGCAGGGUUGUUGUUUUUAGUGGUAGUUUAAUACUAGCUUUAUGUUGCCUGACAACGUUUCUCGUCAGAAAUGUAAUUGUUUAUUAUUUUAGCAUGGGUAUUGUGUCUGGGGUUGGUUAUAGCUGUUACCAACUAGGAGCCCCAGUUGCAGUUUCUCAUUGGUUCCAGAAGAAAAAAGCCUUUUCCUUGAGUGUUAUUAUGACUGGAAUAAGCGUAGGUUCUAUGCUUUGGGGACCUAUUACAAGACUUCUAAUCAAUAAGUAUUCUUGGCGGGGAGCUGUUUUGAUAAUUGGUGGUCUACAACUUCAUGGUUGCUUGAUAGCUGCCAUACUUAAACCGGGUCCCCUAUUGUCAAAAUCCCUUCUUGAAAAGAAAAGGUCUUCUCGUUUCAAUAAAGAAAUCCUAAAAAAUAAAAGAUUCAUUAUUUAUUGCUUUUCAAAUUUUACCCUAUUGUAUGGGCAUGUUGUACCGUUUAUGAUGCUACCAAUUAAAGCUGAAAGCAAUGGUAUUUCUAAAAUGAAUGCUGCAGUUCUAGUUGCAAUUAUGGGCGCAUGUUCAACGACUGUGCGCCCGCUUGUAGGCUAUUUAGGAGAUAAAGCUUGGUUUGACAAGAAUUUUGUUUUCGGUAUUUUUUCAAUUCUAGGAGGAAUUUUAACAUCAGCAUCUUUUUAUAUGAGAACUUAUAAUCUAUUAAUUAUUUAUGCUUGUUUAUUUGGCAUGAUAUCAGCGACUUAUAUACCACUUACACUCUCUGUAGCUGUAGAAAUUGUAAAAAAACCAGAAUUUAUAGCAAACGGUUUGGCAAUAAUAUUAACGGUCCACGGAUUAGCAACGUUGGUGUCAAUAACAGCUUUUGGGACGCUAGACUAUGUUCAACUGAAGAAUAAUUGUGAAAAAGAUACAGUAUUUCAACAUUUUACACAAAGUGUGCAUAUACAAAAUGCUCUUGCUACAACCUACGAAUCAACUGGUGAUAGAUGGCGCACAUUCUCUUAUAGGAAGGCGGCUGCGGCCGUCAAACGCUAUCCAAGACCAAUAACCUCUUUUGAAGAAGCACUUGCUAUACCUGGGGUUGGUGAACGGGUAGCGAAUAAGAUAUGGGAAAUAGUUGAGACAGGCGGUUUAAGGAAGCUUGAGGAACUUUCAAAUCAAGAAGAUAUAAAGGCAAUUUCAACUUUAUCAGGAAUCUGGGGUGUAGGGCAGACAACGGCUAGACAGUGGGUAUCUCAGGGCAUUAAAACUCUUGAAGAUGUUCGAAAUAAAGCCAAAUUGACCAGACCGCAACAGAUAGGCCUUAAACAUUACGACGAUCUCCUAGAAAGAAUGCCUCGAGAAGAAGCUGGUAGAAUUGAUGACUUUGUCAGGGAGAAAUGUCUAGGAAUUGAUGCAGAUUUAGUGAUACUCUGCUGUGGAUCGUACAGAAGAGGUAAAGAGACAUGUGGUGAUGUAGAUUUUUUAAUAACUCAUCCCGACGGAAAGUCUCACCAUGAUCUCCUACCAAAGAUUAUAAAGAGGCUAGGUAGCUUUUUAACAGACCAUCUUGUUUCUCUGCAGCAGAAAGGAGGGCAGAGCAAGUACUUAGGUGUUUGCAAGCUAGAUGAGGAGGGGGCAAAACACAGACGAAUUGAUAUAAUAACCGUGCCCAGAGAUGAAUACGCAUGCGCCAUAAUGUAUUUUACGGGUUCUGCACAUUUCAAUCGUUCUAUGAGGCAUCUAGCGGGCAAAAUGGGUAUGUCUCUGUCCGAACAUUCACUAAAUAAGGGUGUUGUUCGAAAGAGAGGAGAAAAAUUAAAUCCAGGCGUACCUUUGCCUACUCCGACCGAAGAAUCAGUGUUUAAGCAUCUGGGUUUAAAAUAUCUACCACCGAACGAACGAGACCACUGA